Molecule: messenger RNA, 916 nt
Organism: Mixia osmundae IAM 14324
Lineage: Eukaryota; Fungi; Basidiomycota; Mixiomycetes; Mixiales; Mixiaceae
Exons: 3
Coding region: 240-731 (163 amino acids)
Biological process (GO): transcription initiation at RNA polymerase II promoter
Cellular component (GO): transcription factor TFIID complex; nucleus; SAGA complex
Molecular function (GO): RNA polymerase II general transcription initiation factor activity; promoter-specific chromatin binding
Source: RefSeq, a predicted model, not a curated record
GUUGGUGCAUUGAGACCAUAAUAGUCCCUGAGUAGAUUGCGAGCUCUUCGUCUGGGCGUGGUCUGAUCUGACGUUGUGCCCGCUCGAGGCGUGGACGCGACCGAGCCUGUCGAGCGAUGCGACGAGGUCCUCGGCAGCGGUGGGGCCAUCGCAUGCAAGCUGACCGCUGAGCCGGUGAGCCUGGUCAAGUCGAAGAAGCGCGCGGCAGUCGACAUCGACAGUCGCUCGCUGCCGUCAGGAUGAACAUCGACCCCUCUCUGCUAUCGUCACGGCCUGGCAAUGCUGCGACAGGAGCGAGCACGUCUACAGAUGCACCCACGCAAGCCCAACUGAGAGCGGAAGCCACGAGGAACGAACACAACGAGGACCUGACCGCGCAAGAAAGAGAUCUAGCUCACUUCCUGACGCUGCUAUCACAAGACGAUGCAAAGCCGCUCAUACCGGAUGAAGUGACGGAUUAUUACCUCGCUCGCGCAGGAUUCGAGUGCGACGAUGUCAGAGUGAAGAGAUUGGUAGCGUUGGCCACACAGAAAUUUGUAGCCGAUAUAGCGACAGACGCCUACCAGUAUGCACGGACGAGGACGCAGGCGACACCGGCUCUCGCUCGAGGCAAGGAAGCAGAUGUACCGCGCAAGACAGACAAGAGCAAGACUGUCUUGACGAUCGAAGACCUCAGUGCUGCCCUAGCAGAAUACGGUGUCAACGCAACUAGAGCGCCUUAUUAUCUCUGAUCAUGCUACUUCUCAGCGUUCAAGCCAAGUCAUUGUGUACCCCGUGUUGUAAUGAUGCGUUGACAACAAUAGUCUACUGCAUGCGUGUGCUAUGCGUUGCCAGCUACUGAUUCCCCAUUAGGUGUUGCUUACACUUGAUGCAUGUCUGUGUGCUCGUGUUCCGAGGCGGAAUGCUUCUCCAUACU